Molecule: messenger RNA, 909 nt
Organism: Micropterus dolomieu (smallmouth bass)
Lineage: Eukaryota; Metazoa; Chordata; Actinopteri; Centrarchiformes; Centrarchidae
Product: 15-hydroxyprostaglandin dehydrogenase [NAD(+)]-like
Exons: 7
Coding region: 2-778 (258 amino acids)
Cellular component (GO): cytoplasm
Molecular function (GO): oxidoreductase activity, acting on the CH-OH group of donors, NAD or NADP as acceptor
Source: RefSeq, a predicted model, not a curated record
AAUGGCAUUAAAUGGUAAAAUCGCAGUAGUGACCGGAGCAGCCCAGGGAAUAGGAAAAGCAAUGACGGAAAAACUCCUGCAAAAUGGUGCCAAGGUAGCCCUCCUGGAUGUGAAUGAAACUGAAGGAAAUAAUUUAAUGGAAGCCCUCGAGAAAGUGUACGGACGGGAGAGAACUUUGUUCCACAUCUGUGAUGUUGAAUCAGAGGAGCAGGUGAAAGCUGCCUUUGAGAAAACCGCAGAAACCUUCGGAGGAAUAGACAUCCUGUGCAACAAUGCUGGAAUCUUGAAUGAGACUGCGUGGGAGAAAACUGUCUCCAUAAACCUUAUGGGGGUUAUCAGGGGGACUUACCUGGCUCUGGAGCACAUGAACAAGUUGACUGGAGGUCGGGGAGGGGUCAUCGUCAACACUGCAUCCAUGGCAGGUCUCGGCCCUCUACUAAGCUGUCCUGUCUAUACAGCCACCAAGCACGGGGUGAUCGGCUUCACUCGAGCCAUGGCGUCUGCCUCUACUGCAUCAGGCUAUGGUAUACGGGUCAACGCCGUUUGCCCAGUUUUUGUUCAAACUGACCUCUUCUCUACCAUUCCUUCCAAUCUGGGGCCCUACUCCCACCUGGCUGAUGAAACCCAACAAGUAAUAGAAAAGUUUAGGGUUUUAAGUGCGUCUGAGGUAGCAGACUGCCUCCUCGAGCUGGUGACAGAUGAGACAAAGAAUGGAGAGGCCGUCCUGGUGUUACCACAAGGAAGGAAAUACAUGACUUUUCCCUCAUUGAUCCAGUAGCUCUUGGCAAUGACAAACCACAACACCGUCAUACAGAACAAACCUGUAUUGUUUCUCAGUGCAAAAUAAGGACCAGUGUGUAAGAUUUAUGGGUAUAUUGGCAGAAAUGGAAUAUAAUAUUCAUAAGCAUG